AUGGAGUCUUUUAUAGAUUUAAACAAAACUAUCAAAUUAAUAUAGAAUAAUGAAUGUGAGGAUGAUAUCUAUUUCCAAAUGAUACAAAAUAAAGAUAAAAAGAUUUUAUUGUUAAGACAUAAACAUUUUAUUUAUUUUAUUAAACAAUUAAAAAAUGACGCAUUUAAGUUAAUUGCAUCAUUAAAUUUUUAAAGUGACAUGAUUUAUGAAGUCACAACUAAUAAUGGGUAAUAUUUAGUAUUAUGGAAAAAAAAAUAAGAUAUAUACUUAUUAUAUUAGAUAUUAAAUAAAAGAAUUAAAUAAAUCAAUUAUUGUUUUUUUAUUUUUCAUUCAAAUAGAAGAGAUAAAUUGUUAUUAAUGUUUUUCGUACCUUAAUCUAUUCUGAAAAUUUAGUGUUGUUAAAUUUAUAAAUUAACAGUAUAUAAGAUGUUCAACAAAAGGCACAUACAUAUAUAAUAAUAUAAUAAAUUUAUUUUCAAUUGCUUUCAUUAAAAAUUUUUUAUGGUAUAAUUUCGAACAAUUUAAUUUAGAUAAUUUUUGAAUUGA
Molecule: messenger RNA, 546 nt
Organism: Paramecium sonneborni
Lineage: Eukaryota; Ciliophora; Oligohymenophorea; Peniculida; Parameciidae
Source: the annotation of a GenBank genome assembly